Molecule: messenger RNA, 1191 nt
Organism: Hyaloperonospora brassicae
Lineage: Eukaryota; Oomycota; Peronosporomycetes; Peronosporales; Peronosporaceae
Source: the annotation of a GenBank genome assembly
AUGAAGCAGAAGAAGUGGAUAACAGUGUGGAAGACAAUGAUGACGAUGACGACAGUGACGGUGGUGAUGAUGAUGAAGAAAGAAGAUGAAGAAGAAGAGAGCGACGAGCAAACAGCCGUGGACGAACUGCAGGCACUGUGUCGGCGGUGCUACCAUUCGUUGCCGUUCGUGGCGCUCUUUCUCAUCUACAUUGCGUACGAACACGCGACUGGUAUUCUGGUGUUUAUUAUCGGCACGAUUGCAGUCAUGGGACUCGACCACCGCAUACGCGAGCAAGUGGCACUAAAGGACAAGGCAAGCGCCUGGCACCUCUUGAGUAUCGUCGCCAUGUGUGCUAUCGAUAUGGCUGUGAUAUGCUUUUUAGACGGCAAGCCGAACCCGCUGCAUCCCUUUUCGCAAAUACUUCAGUCGACGAAGACUCACGGUAGUGAUAACGACAGCCACCUGCUCUCAACUGGCGCCAAUUUUUGGCAAGUGCUCUGGACAGUCCUCGUGAAUGAUUUUCUGGUCCGGUUUUGUAGUAUCGCUGUGAAGGCACUUGUGGCUGGUGCAAAAGCGGACCGCUUUCCGUGCGAAAAAAAGUAUAGGGUUGCGGCGACAGUAGUUGCAGGCGUGCCGCCAGCUAUACCGAUCGAGGAAGAAGUCGUCGAUAGCACUACAGAUGAGACACCACUUACACAACACGCAGUUUCGACGGUAGCUUUCAACCGGCGAAAGCGGAAGCUCUAUGGCAUCAUCGAGAUGUGCUCUAUUUUCCUUCGGUCGCUGCUGGCUAGUAUUCCUUGGUGCAGUUUCUACCAGCUCUGUGCUUCCAAGUUCAUGGCAGAUGUGUUUACGUUCGCUUAUCUCUUGAUCAAGGGCGUAGUACUCGCCACUCAUGGCAGACGUAUAUUCGUAUUGGCACGCUCUCUGGUCACGCUGGGGCUGGAGUUUGGGGUAUACGUCUCGAGCGAUGAGCUGGUGGAAGCAGGAUCGCCUGACUGCUCGAUCUGCUACGAGCCCAUGAACCGGCCUGUGAAGCUUGCAUGCUCGCACAUGUUUUGUGAAGAGUGUGUGGCUGAGUGGUUUGACCACGAGCGUUCGUGCCCCUUGUGCCGAGCCGACGUGGGGUCGUCGAAUUUGACGGAAGCAGAAAACGUCAAGCCUCAAUUUCUGGACGGUCGGACGAGUCUCGUGCCACAGCUUUUGUAG